AUGAGGCCCAGGACAGGCCAGUUGGGCUGUGAGGCCCCCAGGGGUCAGAGCUGUGUCCCCAGGCACAACUGGCUUCUAAUAGUGCUGGGCCUGGCCGUGGGCGCCCAUGGCCUGCUGCCCCCGACGCCAGCACCGCGGAGCACGGCCCCCCACAAGGAAACCCCGGGAGGAAGCAGCCCUUGGAGCCUGUGGCACAACAGGUCCCCGCUCCGGCCCGGCCCCCGGGGGACAGGCCCCAGGUGCUGGCCCGGCGGGUUUUGGUCCGAGUCUCAGUCACUGUGGUACGUCUUCGGCGGCGGGACCCAGCUCACCGUCCUAGGUCAGCCCAAGUCUGCGCCCUCAGUCACUCUGUUCGCGCCCUCCACUGAGGAGCUCAGCGCCAACAAGGCCACCCUGGUGUGUCUCAUCAAUGACUUCUACCCGGGAAGCGUGACGGUGGCCUGGAAGGCAGGCAGCACCACCAUCACCAGGGGUGUGGAGACCGCCCAGCCCUUGAAACAGAGCAACAACAAGUACGCAGCCAGCAGCUACCUGGCCCUGACGGCCAGUGAGUGGAAAUCUUACGACAGGGUCAGCUGCCAGGUCACGCACGAGGGGAGCACCGAGGAGAAGACAGUGGCGUCCUCAGGGUGCCCUUAG
Balaenoptera acutorostrata (minke whale) is the source of this 639-nucleotide messenger RNA. RefSeq names its product V-set pre-B cell surrogate light chain 1. The coding region runs from base 1 to 639 and encodes 212 amino acids. The record is from RefSeq and is a predicted model, not a curated record. NCBI's taxonomy places the organism in Eukaryota, Metazoa, Chordata, Mammalia, Artiodactyla, Balaenopteridae. Gene Ontology annotation, molecular function: MHC class II protein complex binding. The transcript has 3 exons. Gene Ontology annotation, cellular component: MHC class II protein complex. Gene Ontology annotation, biological process: immunoglobulin production involved in immunoglobulin-mediated immune response; positive regulation of T cell activation; antigen processing and presentation of exogenous peptide antigen via MHC class II.